AUGAAGGUGGUAGUAGCAGCAAACGAUACCGGGGCCAUCAAGGAGGUGGUGUUCAAUCGUGGAACUGAUACGUCGAAACAAGAUGGUUUACAGCCUAUAUCGGUGAAGAACUUUUGUGUGGAAGAGAGUACCCGAACCAGAAUACUUCAAAUGGUCAAUUAUGGUAAUAGAUACUUGAUUGCAUCACGUCUUGGAGGCAGAGUUUGUGUUUAUGAUUUGGAGAGCCAUUCUGCAGAAGACGUUCCAGAUGAAGAUAAGUAUAAGUUGGUUCACACAUAUCAAAUAGCAUUAAAUGAGCCUAAUGAUAAAUCCAUAGCAUUGAUACCCUUUGAAGCUGAGGAGUUGGUGGUGAUUGCAUUUGAAUCCGGGAAAGUGGUGUUGAUCAACAUGAUGGACGACUUUUCUAAAGAUGAUGUCCGCCCUAUUGAGAUCCAAUUAGAUGAAAAGGUGCCUAUUUCAGUGUUUGUGGCCAAUCCUUAUGAAACAGGAGUAUUUGCUUAUGGAGGUAAGGAACUUGAUGUCAAGAUAGUGAAGUUGUUUGACGAUUCUAUCAAUGUUAAGCAAAAUGAUGAUAAUGGAGGGUUCAAACCUGAAUGUUUAUUCUCAGCUAAGAAUGUUAAGAAUGACCAUCUUGACCUUAGAGUACCCAUUUGGAUCACUGGAAUUCAAUUUUUGGAGUCCGAGAGUUCAGGGUCAUACAAACUCAUCACCACUACAAGAUACGGACAAUUACGUAUAUAUAAUACCUUGGAAGGGAAGAGACCAAGACACGAUUAUCAAUUAUGUGAAAAGCCCGUUCUUACGGUCAACUUUGCUAACGAAGACCACACAGAAGUGAUAAUAACUGAUACUCAUACGUUAAUGGGUAAGUUUUCUCUCACCAAUGUGGACUCCAGAGGGUUCCAAAUGCAUUCUGCUAGUGCUGGCGAUAUUGUCAAGCCAACUUUAAAGCUUCUUGGGAAAUAUUUAGGAGGGAACACCGGUGCUACGUUUGGUACAGAUGUUGUCGAAGAUGAGAUGUUUGCUGCUGCAGGAUUGGAUCGGUAUUUUAGACUCUUUGACGUUAGCACCAGAGAAGUUCUUGCAAAGAUCUAUUUGGGUGUUGAAGCCUCUGCAGUCUUGUUAUUAGAUAUCGAAGAUGAGGAAGUGGAACAACAAGCGGAAGAGGAAGAUAAACCUAAAAAGAGAGCCAGAAAGGACACAACUGGUGAAGAUGAAGUUGAUGAAGAAGAGCUUUGGGCUCAACUUGGUGAAGAAGAAGCUACAAAGACCACCAAAAAGGUUAAGACAUAA
This is a messenger RNA of Lizanozyma spartinae, 1293 nucleotides long. RefSeq names its product ribosome biosynthesis protein (gene NSA1). Lineage: Eukaryota; Fungi; Ascomycota; Pichiomycetes; Serinales; Debaryomycetaceae. Gene Ontology annotation, cellular component: preribosome, large subunit precursor; nucleolus. The record is from RefSeq and is a predicted model, not a curated record. The coding region runs from base 1 to 1293 and encodes 430 amino acids. Gene Ontology annotation, molecular function: protein binding. The transcript has a single exon. Gene Ontology annotation, biological process: ribosomal large subunit biogenesis.